This is a messenger RNA of Platichthys flesus (European flounder), 2314 nucleotides long. It is a transcript of the gene slc71a2b, whose product is annotated as major facilitator superfamily domain containing 14Bb. Bases 411 to 1847 code for a protein of 478 amino acids. Lineage: Eukaryota; Metazoa; Chordata; Actinopteri; Pleuronectiformes; Pleuronectidae. Gene Ontology annotation, biological process: transmembrane transport. The transcript is spliced from 12 exons. Gene Ontology annotation, molecular function: transmembrane transporter activity. Gene Ontology annotation, cellular component: membrane. The record is from RefSeq and is a predicted model, not a curated record.
ACUGAUGCGAACUGAAUCCAGAUCGACAGACCCAGAACAUCAGCUGAUCUGGAAGCAGUGCCGAGCACACGCGCUCCAUUGACUGACAGGGACAAGACGGUCGGGCGGUGUUUGUCGUUAACGUGGAUCAGUGACCACACCGCUCACCCGAGAGUAACUGGUGAACAAACCAAAGUGACAAAUUGUGACAGUACAGUCGAAGCGGAGGAAUUCGGGUAAAAUCGAAAGUGGGUCCUCCGCUGUUGACCGCUCUGCCCCGGUGGACACAGGCUCGACCCCGGGUCCAUGGUAGCGCCGCUCGGACGUGGAGCGGAUCGACACGGUGGGACACCCUGGAAGAGACGGAGAAGCCCCGGGAGGACGCCGGUCACCGCGGACUCGAUGUGAGGAUCGUCGCGGCAACAUGUGACAUGAACCGGGAGAAAACUGCGACCGAGGCCAACGACAUCAUGUUGGUCCGGAGCCCGCCCGGCCGGGGCCGAGCCAGAGUCACUCAUGCGGUGGUGGUGAUCUUCCUGGAGUUCUUCGCAUGGGGGCUGCUGACCACGCCCAUGUUGACCGUUCUUCACGAGACGUUUCCUCAGCACACCUUCCUGAUGAACGGCCUUGUUCAGGGAGUGAAGGGCUUCCUGUCUUUCCUGUCAGCUCCUCUGAUUGGUGCUCUGUCAGACAUCUGGGGCAGAAAGUCCUUCCUCCUCCUGACGGUCUUCUUCACGUGCGCUCCCAUCCCCUUCAUGAGGAUCAGCCCCUGGUGGUAUUUCGCUCUCAUCUCAGUCUCAGGGACCUUCGCUGUGACCUUCUCGGUGAUCUUUGCCUACGUCGCCGACAUCACAGAGGAACACGAGCGGAGCACCGCCUACGGCCUGGUCUCUGCGACCUUCGCAGCCAGUUUGGUGACCAGUCCGGCGAUCGGCGCCUACCUGUCAGCCCAGUACGGGGACAGCCUGGUGGUCCUGGUCGCCACCGUGAUUGCUGUGGCAGACAUCGCCUUCGUGUUCUUCAUCGUCCCCGAGUCGCUGCCGGACAAGAUGAGGCUGACGUCCUGGGGCUUCCCCAUCUCCUGGGAGCAGGCCGACCCCUUCGCAUCUCUGCGUCGUGUAGGUAAAGACCCGACGGUGCUGCUGAUCUGUGUCACCGUGUUCCUGUCCUAUCUGCCUGAGGCCGGCCAGUACUCCAGCUUCUUCCUGUACCUGAAACAGGUGAUCCAGUUUUCUCCCGCAGCCAUCGCUGCCUUCAUCGCCAUGGUGGGAGUCCUCUCCAUCAUCGCUCAGACUCUCCUCCUCGGGGUUCUCAUGAGGACCGUGGGGAACAAGAGGACGGUUCUGCUGGGCCUGGGCUUCCAGCUCCUCCAGCUCACCUGGUACGGCUUCGGCUCCGAGCCCUGGAUGAUGUGGGCGGCAGGGACAGUAGCAGCCUUGUCCUCCAUCACCUUCCCAGCCGUCUCUGCUCUGGUGUCACACAGUGCAGCACCUGACCAACAAGGUGUGGCUCAGGGGAUGAUCACCGGUAUCAGAGGAUUGUGUAACGGUUUGGGUCCGGCUCUGUACGGCUUCAUCUUCUUCCUGUUCAAUGUGGAGCUGGACGACAUAGAGCCGGUGUCAGGAAGACCCACAAAGAUCACAGAGAAGUCCCUGAUCCCUGGCCCCCCCUUCCUGUUCGGAGCGUGCUCCGUCUUCUUCGCCCUCAUGGUGGCGUUCUUCAUCCCAGAGAACCAGCGACUGGCCGACGUCAAAACCAGCUCCGCCCGCAAGACCAGUGGAGCCACCGCCCUGAGCACCAGCCCUCUGGCCACGCCCACCAGUGACACAGAGGACAUUGAGCCGCUCCUGCAGGACAGCAGCCUGUGACUGACAGCUGGCCCGGCCAAUCACAGCGCUGAGGCCUGAGCUCCACUCUGCAGGUCCGGCCCAUUUCAAAAUGAAGAGCUUUUGUUUUUAUUUCCUCCGAUUCUGACUGUUCAGAGAAGAGUCAGGAAACAUCAGGCGGCAUCAAACCGACGAGCUGGUUUCAUCAACCCACGGACGACACAUCAUAUUCAUAGAGCUCAUGUUUCAUCAUCAAACAGCAGGAAGGUUAUUAACAUCAAACAUUGAUUAAUUGUUUCAACCAAAAAUUCAUCAUUCUCUGGUCACAGAUCCUCAGAUGAGAGGGUUUCCUGAAACCAGAUGUUUUAUAUAUAAUAACUGAUAUUUAGAGCAACGUAUUGACAUAACUACACACUGAUGAUAACAUCAUGUUACUAAUCGAGCGGCUCUCCAUCAUUAGUUAGUUUUGUGUAGUGACAUUAAAAUCUGCUCGGACGCACAAACAUCAA